CCUCUCUGCCCAUCGCAGACUCACCAGAGGAAGCAGGUCACACUGCCAGCUGUCUGCUGAGGGCAGCUGAUAAUGUAAAUGUUGCCAGUGGAAAAGGCAACAUUAAAACACAGAAAUCCUAAGUUAACUUAAACCAGUACUUUGUGUUGACCAGAUUGGAUUACAUGCUGCACCCCUGCAUUGUUGUAAAGGGAAAGGCAUUAGUGUUAGUAAGAUCUAAAAGAUCUGCUGUAUUUUAAUGUCACAGUAGGUCCUGGCAGCGAGUCAACUUGCACCACAUCAGGGCUGUGACUCUGCAGCAGCUAAAUCACAUUUAGCUAAAAUGGAUUGUUUAGAGCUGUGCUGUCACAUCAAGUCACCACAUAAGGAACUCACAUUAAUCAUAAGUGAUAACGGAGACGCUCACCUGGACUCACUCUCUCACACACAGACGCAGUCUAACUGUUUUGCACACAAUCCAGAAUAUUUGUAUGAUAUUGAGUUUCAUGGAGCCUGAGAAUGAGAUCAUGCAUUGAUUCUGCAGAUAUAAAGCUGCUCUUAUCAAUCUUCUCGUUCUUCACUUUGUUUGCCUUAAAUUUUAAUUUCAGACAACCUCCUGAGUCAAAGCAGAGAUAUACUCAGGGAGGUGCAGGUUUAACCUGAUCCAGAGACAGACCCCGUGGAUUUAUCUGUGCCACAUUAGAUAUGGUUUCCUAAACCUUCUCCGCGUUCUACACUGAUGACUCAUGCGCUCCCUUUCCCCCGGUUUCCAAGAACUCAUUUUUAUUUCUAUUAUUCAUGCAUUGGCCACAGUUUACAUCUGCAAAAUGUCGCAACUUUACAACAGAAAAGAGAAGACAUGUAAGUACAAAGGUGGACACCCACUAGAUUCUCUCCAGCUGUCACAUACAGAAUGCAGAUGUUUUUUUAAAGUUGUGUUCAUCUGUUAUGUUUUUCAGCCUCAUACACACAAACACACACACGUGUAUGUGCACACGUCUUGUGUGGAACUGUGCCAUUUGUUCUCACUAGAAGCAGAUCAGCUACUAAUGACCCUAAAAUGUAUAAGCAAACAGUUUUUUUAUAGAAACAGAAGGAGGAGGAACCAGAGAGAGUAGGGGUCUGUAGAAAGUGUGGGCAGCAGUGGAGCAAAUAGACUGGGGGCUGCAUCUGUGUAGGGAAAGGAGGGGGUGUAAUGCGUUCCUGAUGUCCUGGAGUAUGUGGUCAGAGAGAGAGAAACAGAGGCCAAACCAAACUCAUUAGUCAAAGAUCACGCAUGAGAGGAUGGACGUGUGCUUCCUUUCCUUGCUCACUUCAGGAAGCGCACACUCCAGUGGCUGCUCUGGAGCCUAUUUUGGUUGUAGGAUUAGAAGUCAAGCACAAGCCCUCUUCAUUUCACUCUUUGCACCUAGAAGCCAAAUGGGAAAUUUCCCUAAACCAUUAGGCCAAAGGCUGCUGUGUUUUUGCUCAUUUGUUUUGUUUUGUUCAGUAGCCACAGCAUGAAAUUCUCUAGCUGUAGCAGUCAGGUGGAAAUUGAAUGCAGUUUGCUGCACCAUGCGCAUGCGGCAGCUUGGUGAGAGAUGACCUGUGGUGUACACCUCUCAUGGCCCCACAAUCGUCAUGCCAACAUGGUUCUGUUCGAGAAGCUGGUUCUCUGAGGUCGGACCGUUUGAUGAGGGAGGCAAGGGUGUUCCAGAGGAUCUACUCUUCUUCUACCAGAGUCUCCGUCAGGGAGGGGGCCUGUUCAGAGUGGACCAGUGCUUGCUGGUCUAUCGUUACCAUGAGAAGGCCGCCACGCAUUCUGUGACUGAGGACACUAUUUGGAAACUGCGUGUAGAUUUCCUUCAGGAGAGAGUCCUCAGCCAAUGGGAAAGCUUCACCAUAUGGAAUGCUGGGAAACAGGGUCGUAAGCUGUACCGGUGCUUGAGCCCAACCAAUCAGAAGAAAGUCAAAGCUUUCUGUGAUGUGGACGAGAACAAGAUCCAGAAAGGCUUUUAUACCUACGAGGACUCCGAGGAGAGACCUAAGCCAAAGAUCCCAGUCGUUCACUAUAAAGACGCCGCGGCGCCCUUCAUCAUCUGUGUUAAACUGGACAUGACAGGAGGCGUUCUGGAGCAAAACCUCAACUCUUUGCAGUUGAAAGAAGGAAUAGAUUACUUCCAUUUCAACUGACUGCUCAGCGAUGGGGGCAAAAUUAGCCCUGAAACUUCAAAAGGCAAAGGAAUGUGGAUUACUUAUUAAACUCAACCUAAGGGAUAGGCAGGUACAAACCGGACAAGGACAAUAGAAUUGAAUACCUUUAUUGACCCGCGACGGGAAAAUUACCAAAUUACCAAGCGAAGGUUACAUUGUGUGUAUGUAUGUAUAUAUAUAUAUAUAUGUUUUUAUUGAGAAACAAGACACUGGAUGUUAAAUAAAAAUAAUUAGACUUAUUUUGGCCUAAGACCUGGGAAAACAAAAACUAUGCAAACUAUGUGGAACAAAUUAACAGCAAAGUCAAUGUGAUUUUUGGAUAAAGGUUUGUCUGCUGUACAUGUAUGUUUAGAUGGAAUCCCGCCUUAAUAUAUAAUCCAGCUAAGCAAAACUAUGCGGUUGCUUAGAUACAGUACCAGUAUUGAUCUCUGCAACUAUAUCCCCAUAUUUUAUAGAAAUCUGAGCAUAUCUGAUUAGGCAGAAGUGGCUGUGGCCUGUUUUAGAGUGGAAGGAAAUCAGAACUGAACUGAAGCGCUUUCUUCACAGGACACGUCUGUAGAUCCCAUUGCUGGGAUCAACAAAGUUUUUUCUGUAGAUUUGCUGAUUUUUACAGUUGACCACUGAUAGAAUAAAACUUAUGAAAUGGG
Molecule: messenger RNA, 2819 nt
Organism: Betta splendens (Siamese fighting fish)
Lineage: Eukaryota; Metazoa; Chordata; Actinopteri; Anabantiformes; Osphronemidae
Gene: b3gntl1
Product: UDP-GlcNAc:betaGal beta-1,3-N-acetylglucosaminyltransferase-like 1
Exons: 7
Coding region: 1600-2151 (183 amino acids)
Source: RefSeq, a predicted model, not a curated record